Molecule: messenger RNA, 260 nt
Organism: Manacus vitellinus (golden-collared manakin)
Lineage: Eukaryota; Metazoa; Chordata; Aves; Passeriformes; Pipridae
Product: carnitine O-palmitoyltransferase 1, muscle isoform-like
Exons: 2
Biological process (GO): carnitine metabolic process; fatty acid metabolic process
Cellular component (GO): mitochondrion
Molecular function (GO): carnitine O-palmitoyltransferase activity
Source: RefSeq, a predicted model, not a curated record
GAUGAAGAUCAUGUCCAUCCGCAAGCCCCUCCUCUACAGCUUCCAGAGCUCCCUUCCCAAGCUGCCGGUGCCCCCCGUGGAAGCCACCAUCGCCCGGUACCUGGAGUCGGUGAGGCCGCUGCUGGACGAUGACAAGUACAAGGAGAUGGAGGCCUUGGCCAAGGAAUUCCAGGAGAAGACAGCGCCGCGGCUCCAGCGGUACCUGCGCCUCAAAUCCUGGUGGACCACCAACUACGUGAGUGUGGGGGGUCACCUGGGAC